UCGCUUGGCAUUUCCUUAUCACAAUACAUGCAUUGUAGUGGCGCCCUCAGCGCGGAAAAGCCUAUAUUACCGACGCAAAAGAAAAACCAGCGUCAACACAAAUAGCAUGUCAUUUUCGCGAUGAAAACUAGCUCAUCACCUCAAUACUAGUUAUCACCCCCGUUAUCACCACACGCCGCGUAACCACGCGAACAUAUUCAAAAUGAAGACGAUGCAACAGUAUUGGGUGACGAAGAAGAGUGUUGCACGCAAGUUUGGUGGCAAAGAAGACGAAUGUAUCAUCUCCUCGGAUGCGGAACUCGACGCAAAGCUGGAACUGUUCCGUUCCAUCACCGAGAGUUGCGCCCAUUUACAAAAAGUCAUCGAUAUGUACCAAGAGCGCUUAUGUUUACUGGCGCAGGAAGAGAACGCAUGCGGGCGGUACAUGAAAGAGUGCGGUAAGAAUGAGAAAAACGCCUCUGCUGGACAAAUAUUAACAAUCGCCGGUAAAUCACUUGCGUAUUCUGGGCACCAACGACUCACACUACGACCAUCACUGGUAAGACUCCACCAUGAAGUUGAAACAUUCCGAGGGCGAGCUGUUUCGGACACUAGAGGAACCGUAAUGGAAAUGGAGAAGACUAGAACUGAAUAUCGCGCUGCACUAAGUUGGAUGAAAUCUGUGUCGACACAACUGGAUCCGGAUACUGGGCAUGGCCUGGAGAAGUUCAGAAAAGCACAGGCUUAUGUAAAAAGCUCCAAGGUGAAAUUCGACCGCUUGAUGUUAGCUUGUUUACAAAAAGUGGAUUUAUUGGCAGCGGCGAGGUGCAACAUGUUUUCCCACGCGUUAGUAGCGUAUCAAAAGUCUUUGAAGACAUUCUCGAAUAAAACCUACGAUACUCUCAUCGUAGCAUUGAGCAGACUUCAAACUGUAGAGCCUUAUGAUUUCACCAUUGUAUCUGAACUAGCUGUAGGUCCAAACAACGACGAAGAAGUUGAUAAAGAUAAGAAAACUUACUUCAACUCUGAAUAUUCCGACGAUAAAGAAAAAUCAACCACCACGGUAACAUCCACUGAAGACAAUAAAGAGCCAGGAAUUAGUAAUGAUUUACUUGGUGAAGAUUUUACGCAGUUUCAACAAAAUCAAACCGUGGCCGAAUCAACAACUCACUCCGAAUUGUUCGGUUUGAGUUGGCCAUCGGCAUCUUCGACGAAUAUAUCGGAUGCGUACGCUUCAAGUGAAUUUAUGCCAUCGACCCUACUCCAACAAGAUUUCCUCUCGUCCAUGCAAACACAAUCAACACCAAGUCAAGAAGAAAAGAACGAAUCGGCGGACAAAUCUAAAGCUACCAACGAAGCCCCAAAAUCAUCGCAGAUGUCUUGGUUGAGCAUGUUUGCGGAACUGGAUCCACUCGCGCAGGAAAUUGACGCUAAUGUUGGAGAUAGGGCAUAAGGAUAAGGCGUCGCCAUUUUGUUUAUGCAGCCAUUAAACAAACGAGCGAUCGACAACUAGAAUCUCCAAAAAUUACCCCUUGCCAUAUACAUUGACUUCAAAUUUUUGCACCAUAAAUGUUGUAUAUUUAAAAUAUAGAAAUAUAUUAUAUCCUCAUAAGAAAAAGAAACGUUUUAGGGUACUAUAUAUAUCAUUACUAAUUUCUCUUUUACUAACGUUAUACUACUUAUUAUUUAUUGCAAAAUAAAUUUAAGUAAAGUAA
Dalotia coriaria is the source of this 1694-nucleotide messenger RNA. RefSeq names its product islet cell autoantigen 1-like protein (gene ICA69). The record is from RefSeq and is a predicted model, not a curated record. Lineage: Eukaryota; Metazoa; Arthropoda; Insecta; Coleoptera; Staphylinidae. Gene Ontology annotation, cellular component: Golgi apparatus. Gene Ontology annotation, biological process: regulation of transport. Gene Ontology annotation, molecular function: protein domain specific binding.